Molecule: messenger RNA, 1632 nt
Organism: Jaminaea rosea
Lineage: Eukaryota; Fungi; Basidiomycota; Exobasidiomycetes; Microstromatales
Product: DUF382-domain-containing protein
Exons: 1
Biological process (GO): mRNA splicing, via spliceosome
Cellular component (GO): nucleus; U12-type spliceosomal complex; precatalytic spliceosome
Source: RefSeq, a predicted model, not a curated record
GACGAGACAUUUGCGCAAUUCAAGGACAUCUUCUCCAAGUUCGCCGCUACAGACGCAGAUGCCUCUCAAACGGAGGCUGGCCCCUCCUCAUCGUCCAAAAAGGGCGACGUCAUCUACUCGGACGAUGAAGACAUGUCCGACUCACAAGCCUCGGAUCGAGAAGAUGGCGAAGCGCGUGCUACAUUGUCCAAGCGCAAACAGAAGAAGCUCUCACGGCUCAGCGUCGCCGAGCUGAAACAGCUCGUCAGGAAGCCCGAAGUCGUCGACUGGUCAGACGUGAACGCUACGGAUCCUACUUUGCUGGUCCACAUCAAGUCCAUCCGCAACACGGUCCCUGUCCCCGCGCAUUGGAGUCAGAAGAGGGACUAUCUCCAGAACAAGCGAGGCAUCGAGAAACCGCCAUUCGAGCUGCCCGCCUACAUUGCGGACACAGGCAUAGGCACGAUGAAGGACGCCAUCAAUGAGAAGGAGGCAGAGCAGUCUCUCAAGACAAAGACGCGAGAGCGAGUGCAGCCCAAGAUGGGCAAGGUUGUCGUCGAUUACCAGAAGCUCUUUGACGCUUUCCAUCGCUUCCAAACUAAGCCACCACUGAGCAGCUACGGGGAGACGUACUACGAAGGCAAAGAGUACGAGACGAAAUUCAAGGAGCGCAAGCCGGGCAAUCUCUCACAAGAGUUGAAAGAGGCGCUGAGCAUCCCUCCGCUCGCACCUCCACCAUGGUUGAUUGCGCAACAACGCUUUGGACCUCCGCCUAGCUACCCUUUCUUGCCCAUCCCAGGUCUCAACGCUCCGAUACCAGAUGGAGCGCAAUGGGGCUUCCAUCCAGGAGGGUGGGGUCGUCCGCCCCUCGACGAGUACGGUAAUCCGCUCUACGGCGAUGUACUAGGCGCGGCGGCUCAGGCUCAGGCGCAAGGUGCGAACUUCAGCAUCGCAGCCGCGGCGGCACUGGCGGGUGAGCAGCCUGCGAUCAGAGAGCCAUGGGGCGAGUUGGAGCCGGAGGAGGACGAGGAGAGCGAGGAGGAAGAGGAAGAGGAAGAAGAGGAGGAUGAGGACGGUGAAGCGAUGCAAGAGGACCAGGCGGCCGCUGGAGGGUACUCAGAGCAAGAUCUCCCCGCCGACGGACUCGAGACGCCCGGCGGUAUGCAGUCUGUGGCUUCCACUAUCCCUAGCGGGUUGGAGACUCCGGACUUCAUCGAGCUUCGCAAGCAAGGCAGAGGCGGCACGGCCACGCCUGCCAUGGAAGAUGUCCGACCGCAAGCGCAACGCAGCCUCUACCAGGUAUUGCCGGAGAGAGAGACGCGCAUCUCUGGCUUGAUGGGGAGUGAGCACGGCUACGAUCUCAACAGCGGCAGCGGAAGUCGCCCGCCACCAAAUGCGCCCGUGCUAGGCGCCGAAGACUCACCCGCUCGCGGCAGCAAGCGGUCUGCAGCUGGCAACGUAGAGGUUGCUCUGGACCCUUCAGAGCUCGAGGGCAUGUCCGAGCAGGAGCUUCAGCAGCGCUACGAGGCCGCGAGGGCUACGCGCGGGGGUGGUGCUGAUCCUGGAGGCGUAGGCGGUGGUGAGGAUUUGAGCUUGUUGCGGGAGGAGCUGAGCAGGAAGAGGAGGCAGACGGAGGAGAGACGGCGAGAGAAG